CACAUUCUCUCUCUAUAUCUAUCCGUGUGUGUAAAAACACACUGCUACUGUGUGUUUGUCUGUUAAAAAGAAAUCUGCUUUUUUUUUCUUUAUUAUCUCUUUGCUUGCUUUUUGGUCCCUCCAAUUACUUAUAAGCUCUGAAUAUAUUGUUAUUAUUUAGAACCCACCUGCAAAAAUCUCUCAUUUCUUCUUCAAUCUUCUCAAAUCAAUUCUUGAUCAUAAAUGUAGUAGUUUUAGUAAGUAAUUGUCUUCUUUUAUUUACUGUGCACAUAACCUGUUCGAUGAAAUUUCAUUAAGCUGAUUCUUAUUUUCACUCAUAACCCAACUCAGAUUUUCUAAUGGAACUCUCAAAUCAUCAUCAUCAUCAAGAAGAUGAUAUUCCAGUUCCGAUCAACACUUCAUAUAGUGGUCACAUGAUCCAUCAUCUUGAAUUACCCAUUUCCUCAGCUCCUCAAAUUCACUCCAAUGGUAAUUCUACUCUCAUCCCAUCUUCUGCUGCAGUAGACGUUCUUGAUCAUGACCAUGGGGCGGCGGCGGCGGUGGCGGCGGUUGUGCCAUACAAGAAGCCGGCGGUGAUAAGGUACAGAGAAUGUCUAAAGAACCAUGCAGCUUCCAUGGGUGGGAAUGCAACUGAUGGGUGUGGAGAAUUCAUGCCAAGUGGGGAAGAAGGUACAAUUGAAGCAUUAACAUGCUCUGCUUGUAACUGCCAUAGAAACUUCCAUAGAAAAGAAGUAGAAGCUGGUGAUUACUUCCAUAAUAUGAGAACUCAAAGGAAACUUCUUUUGACCCAUCAUCAUAAUAAAACCAUCUUAGGUUCAGCCCCGGAUCAGGGUAGUAAUUUAGGGUACCCUACAGCUACCGGUGCCCUUAUUCCCUCAAGAUCAGCACCACACCACCAUCAGAUGAUAAUGUCCUACAAUAUGGGUCCCAUUCCUUCAGAGUCUGAUGAACAAGAAGAUGGUGGUGGGGCUUUCUCCAGACCAGCUCAUAGCCAUCAUAAUUAUAAUAACCACCACCACCAACAGUACCACCAUCAGCAUCAUCGGGUUGGGAAGAAGAGAUUCAGGACAAAGUUUUCUCAAGAACAGAAGGAGAAAAUGUUAAACUUUGCUGAGAAAGUUGGAUGGAAGAUUCAGAAACAAGAGGAAUCCAUUGUUCAACAGUUCUGUCAAGAAAUUGGAGUCAAGAGGAGAGUGUUAAAGGUUUGGAUGCAUAAUAACAAGCACAGUCUUGCCAAGAAGAACAUUAACUCAGCCAUUGAUCAUCAUCUUCCUUAAGAAAUACUAUGAUUAAUUCAGGUUCUUCUUUUUGUUCUUGUUCUUGUUCUUGUUCUUGUUCUAAUUCAUGAUCAUCUUUGGUCUAUUGAGUGAAAGACAUCUGUUUGGAUAGCUAGGGUUAAUUAAUUAUUAGUAGUUGUGAUGGGUAAUGUUUAAUCUAUUUAAUUAAGAGGAUUGAUCAUAGGGUUUGGUUACUUAUCUUUUUAUGUAUGAUCAUUUUGAAGAUC
This is a messenger RNA of Impatiens glandulifera, 1504 nucleotides long. RefSeq names its product zinc-finger homeodomain protein 3-like. The transcript has a single exon. Bases 339 to 1277 code for a protein of 312 amino acids. Gene Ontology annotation, biological process: regulation of developmental process; regulation of DNA-templated transcription. The record is from RefSeq and is a predicted model, not a curated record. Lineage: Eukaryota; Viridiplantae; Streptophyta; Magnoliopsida; Ericales; Balsaminaceae. Gene Ontology annotation, molecular function: DNA-binding transcription factor activity; transcription cis-regulatory region binding. Gene Ontology annotation, cellular component: nucleus.